AUGGGUACAAACUCACUAUCUCCGACUUCAAUCCAUUUACGUUGCAUUCCUUCCUCUUCACUGCAAUAUAUUCCAUCCAAUAUAUACAACCACCUCAUACACUUCAACAAUCAAAUUAAACACAGAAGCAGCUGUUUUAUAGUCGUCGCAGUCUCACCUUCCUCAGCCAAAGAUGUCUGGCGAAGAACACUGCCACCAUCGUACCCACCUACCCACCAGCCUUAUCGCCGAAAAAAGAGCUCAGCGUUACACUUGGAUCACAGCGUCGACAUGGACGAGCUGUUAUCAUCAAUUAGACAGACCGCAAAUGAGCAAGAACUGUAUUCUCUGUUGUCACCCUACAAGAGUCGAACACUUUCGAUACGGUUCAUGGUGACUCUUCUUUCACGUGAGCCCGACUGGCAAAGAUCGGUCGCAUUGCUAGACUGGAUCAACGAAGAAGCUUUGUACACUCCCUCCGUGUUUGCGUACAACGUUGUCUUGCGUAAUGUGCUUAGAGCUAAGCAGUGGCGGCUUGCGUCUGGACUGUUCGAUGAAAUGCGCCAACGAGCGUUAUCUCCUGAUAGGUAUACUUAUUCCACACUCAUUACGCAUUUUGGCAAAGAGGGUAUGUUUGAUGAAGCUUUAUCUUGGCUUCAAAAGAUGGAGCAAGACCGUGUGUCCGGUGACCUUGUCUUGUAUAGUAAUUUAAUUGAGUUGUCGCGCAAACUUUGUGAUUACUCCAAGGCCAUAUCUAUUUUUUCUAGAUUGAAGGGGUCGGGCAUUACGCCUGAUCUUGUUGCUUACAAUUCGAUGAUUAAUGUGUUUGGCAAAGCCAAGCUUUUUCGUGAAGCACGGUUGCUGCUUCAAGAGAUGAGUUCAACUGGGGUUUUACCCGAUACAAUUAGCUAUUCAACGCUUUUGAGUAUGUACGUUGAGAACCAGAAGUUUGUGGAGGCAUUGUCAGUGUUUUCUGAGAUGAAAGAGGUUAAAUGUCCUCUUGAUCUCACGACGUGCAACAUUAUGAUUGAUGUAUAUGGGCUUCUUGAUAUGGCUAAGGAAGCUGAUAGACUCUUUUGGAGCAUGAGGAAGAUGGGGAUUGAGCCAAGCGUUGUUAGUUACAAUACCCUUUUGAGGGUUUAUGGCGAGGCUGAGCUUUUUGGGGAAGCCAUACAUUUGUUUAGAUUGAUGCAGAGGAAGGAUAUUGAGCAAAAUGUUGUUACUUAUAACACCAUGAUUAAGAUUUAUGGUAUGACACUUGAGCAUGAAAAGGCUAAUAAUCUCAUACAAGAGAUGCAAAGGAGAGGGAUUGAGCCCAAUGCUGUUACAUACUCAACGAUAAUAUCCAUAUGGGGCAAGGCAGGGAAAUUGGAUCGAGCAGCAAUGCUGUUUCAGAAGUUGCGCAGCUCUGGGGUUGUCAUUGAUCAGGUCCUCUAUCAGACUAUGAUUGUGGCAUAUGAGAAGGCAGGGUUGGUUGCGCAUGCUAAACGCUUGCUCCAUGAGCUUAAGCGCCCCGAUAAUAUCCCUAGGGAAACCGCCAUUACAAUUCUUGCUGGAGCUGGUCGAAUUGAAGAGGCCACUUGGGUCUUUCGGCAAGCUUUUGAUGCUGGGGAGGUGAAGGAUAUAUCGGUCUUUAGGUGUAUGAUUGAUCUUUUCUCAAGAAAUAGAAAGCACACAAAUGUCAUUGAGGUUUUUGAGAAAAUGAGAGGAGCAGGUUAUUUUCCUGAUUCUAAUAUGAUUGCUCUGGUCCUGAAUGCUUAUGGCAAGUUACGGGAGUUUGAGAAGGCAGAUGCUGUAUAUAAGGAGAUACAGGAAGAAGGUUGUAUGUUUUCAGAUGAAGUUCACUUUCAGAUGCUGAGUCUCUAUGGUGCAAGAAGGGAUUUCAAGAUGGUAGAGUCAGUGUUUCAAAGAUUGGACUCCGAUCCCAACAUCAACAAGAAAGAGUUACAUCUUGUUGCUGCCAGCAUUUACGAAAGAACAAAUAGAUUAAAUGACGCCUCUCGAAUCAUUAACAGGAUGAGCGACAAAGGAAUUCUAAAAUCAUGGCCAUCUUAG
Molecule: messenger RNA, 2034 nt
Organism: Ilex paraguariensis (yerba mate)
Lineage: Eukaryota; Viridiplantae; Streptophyta; Magnoliopsida; Aquifoliales; Aquifoliaceae
Source: the annotation of a GenBank genome assembly